Molecule: messenger RNA, 525 nt
Organism: Prunus armeniaca (apricot)
Lineage: Eukaryota; Viridiplantae; Streptophyta; Magnoliopsida; Rosales; Rosaceae
Source: the annotation of a GenBank genome assembly
AUGACUACGAUUCGCAGAUUUUGCUGCAAUGAUCUUCUUCGUUUUACCUCUGUCAAUCUUGACCACCUCACUGAAACUUUCAAUAUGUCAUUUUAUAUGACCUAUUUAGCAAGAUGGCCCGACUAUUUUCAUGUUGCCGAAGCCCCGGGACACCGAAUCAUGGGUUACAUUAUGGGAAAGGUUGAAGGGCAAGGUGAGUCAUGGCAUGGUCAUGUAACUGCAGUAACUGUUGCGCCAGAAUAUCGCAGGCAGCAAUUGGCCAAGAAACUCAUGAACUUGCUGGAAGACUUUAGUGAUAAGAUUGAUAAGGGUUACUUUGUUGAUCUUUUUGUGAGAGCAUCAAACACACCAGCCAUAAAGAUGUAUGAAAAGCUUGGUUACGUGAUCUAUAGACGAGUCCUACGGUAUUAUUCAGGGGAGGAAGAUGGGUUAGAUAUGAGGAAAGCAUUAUCUCGGGACGUUGAAAAGAAGUCAAUCAUACCCCUCAAACGGCCGGUUACUCCUGAUGAAUUAGAGUAUGACUAA